ACAGAAACGGAUCCAUCUGCAGAAACAGAGACACGUUGAUCCUCUGAGGAAUCCGCUAACCAGGUUCCUUUAAUAAUAAUAAUAAUAAUAAUACAUAGCAUUUUUAUAGAGCCAGGUCUCAUUUGAUCCAGUUAUCCUCUCCAUUAACACAGAGAAUGAAGUUCGUGCUGGUUCUGGUGGGCGCCGGUUCUCUGGCCUUCCUCGGCGCGGUGAUCUGCAUCAUCGCGAGUGUUUACCCCCGGAAACACGCCUCUUUCCCCGGGGACAACAGCACGCUGGGCCCGGAGGCGCUCAUGGAGCCUCUGGAGCCUCUGGAGCUCACCGGAUCCGACUCUUACCGCGGGGAGAACGGGCUCGGAGGCCUGGAGCUUCCCGGUCUGAACCACGUUCACCUCGGGGAGGGCACCGGAGGAGGGUCCGCCAAACAGUUCAGCUUCAGCCGGUUGAUCUGCACCCCGGUGCCGGUGGGGGAGUGCCGGGGAAACAUAAAGGACCUGAAGAGGCAGCAGCAGGCGGACCAGCCUGAGGAAGACUGGAGUUUCCUUCGCACCACAGCAGAGGAUCUCCGUCAGAUGGUUGUUCAGCAGAACGAUCAGAUCUUGAUGGACCAGAGGACGAUCCGCGAGCUGACGGGGAAGCUGAACGAGUGUGAGAGCGGCCUGGAGGACGAGAGGAAUGUUCCUGAGCGGAGCAUCGGGGUGUGGAGCGGGAACAGGAGAGUGAUGGCUGGAGACGAUGUGAGCUCUUCAGCCGCCGCUCAGCUGCAGACGGCCCGAGCUGUGGAGGAACUGGCAAGGGCCAUCAUGGACCUGAAGGACCGCAUCGAGAAGCUGGAGGCGGAGAUCGGCCCUGCGGCUCUAAACCUCUCCGACUCGUCUCCAGGCAGUAACAAUCCAGGUGUAAACCCCCCCAGACCCCCCGCCCCACCCCCCAGCAGAGCUUCCUCUUCCUCCUCUCCUGCUCCUCUUCCUCGCCGUCCCGCCUCCCCCGGACCCCGACCCCCCCCAGCUAAAGGCUCCCCCAGGGGGAAGGCUCCCUGGAGGGUGGAGGACCUGGAGGGGGAGCUGGAGAGGAAGAUCAAGCUGCUGGAGAAGGAGCGUCAGACCAUGAGGACGGAGACCGAGGGCCAGCAGGAGAAACUGAACCAGGGCAUCGACACGGCCGACGCCAGGGUGCAGGAGCUGGAGACAACGCUGACGGAGCCUUCGUUCCCGGAGGGCUUCGUGCUCUCCUUCCCGAUGAGGACCAACUACAUGUACGGCCUGGUGAGGAAGGAGAUCUCUGAGAUGUACGCCUUCACGGCCUGCGUCUGGCUGAAGGUCCGAGAGGGCGGCAUCGGGACCCCCUUCUCCUACUCUGUGCCGGGUCAGCCCAACGAGCUGGUGCUGCUGCAGGGGGUCCACAACCCUGUGGAGCUGCUCAUCAACGACAAGGUGGCGCAGCUGCCUCUGACGCUGACGCAGGACACCUGGCAGCACAUCUGUGUGAGCUGGACGCUGAGGGACGGCGUCUGGAAGGCCUAUCAGGGCGGAAAGAUGAAGGGCCGGGGGGAGGGGCUAGCUGCCUGGCAUCCAAUCAAACCUGGAGGAGUCCUGAUCCUGGGCCAGGAGCAGGACACCUUGGGGGGUCACUUUGACGCGUCGCAGGCUCUGGUGGGGGAUCUGUCUCAGUUCAACCUGUGGGACCGGGUCCUGAAGCCAGCUGAGGUCCUCGCUCUGUCCGAGUGCAGCUCCUCGGCGCUGGGGAACAUCGCGCCCUGGACCGACCUGGACGUAGACGUCUACGGAGGAGCCACCAAGGAGUCUCUGGACCCCUGCCACGCCCAGAGUUCUGGCCCCAAACAGUGAGGGGAGGGGGGGGUGGAGUUAGUGUUGGUGGACGGAGAGAUGGACGGAGAGAUGGACGGAGAGAUGGACGGAGAGAUGGACGGAGAGAUGGACCGGUUUCUGUUUGUUUUUAGUGUUGGUGUCGUGGAUCCGAUUGUAACACUCACAACAUUAAAGGUCCCCUAUUAUACUGUUUUUCAUUCAUAUAUUAUGGGUCUCAGAUGUAUACAAAACCUCUUUUUGGAACUAAAUGAAUACUCACUAGAGUGGCUUGAAACACAUGAUUAUAUGAAUAGCUUUUGAAGUGGGAUUUAGUGUUGGGAGGCCUGCUGCUGGACGGAGAGAUGGACCGGUCGCUUCUGUUUGUGUGCAUGAGACAGCCAAAUAUAUUCAGUUAAAUCCUAACAAGAACUUGUUAUGAAACCCUUGUUUUACUAUAUUUGUUAUGAGAAAGGAUUGUUAUAGGCUCUCUAUCCCAAUAGUGGCGUGAGUGUACCCGGAUUUAAUCUAAUCAGGACGAUGCUCCACAGAAUACCCAAACACACAAAUUAGUAGGUCGACUUCACACCAGCCUCAGCAGUUAAAAUGGCUCUUCAAUGAUAGAGAACUUAUUUUAAAUGAGACAAUAAGUCAACGAUUAGGGGUUAUGAAAUGAUGAGGAAUUGUGACAGUCUGUUAAGGGUUGGUAGGAAUGCAGGACGUAAGAAACAAGAGGUCUAGUAGUUUUUAUUUUGUAUUAUUCAAAUGUUUAUUUGAAACACAAGUCAUGCACAGUUUGUAGUGUUGCUGUCCACGUGUAAUCCUGCAGAAAGUCACCUGAGUGCAUGAAAGGAAACACUGGCAUGAACCGGACUCCUGGGGAAACAUCGAUUAUCUGCUCCGGUUAAAUGUCGAUAAAAGUAACCACGCAUUCAGGCAGAAAAAUCUCAUGGAUCAACUCAGACUGAUAAUAAUCUUAAUUUAUGAAAUAUAUCAAGGUGGGUCAAUGUCUCCUCAGACAGCGGCUUGUAGGAUAUCUUGUGAAAAGUUAUCCGUCGUUGUUCUGCUUUGAAAUAACAAUCUCCGCUCAUCACAUAUAAAGUCAUAAAGUAUAAUUAUGUAUUAUUUAGAAAAGCAUUUUCAAAAUAAACUUCCAUCGUUACUUAGGUCUGACAGAUAAUCCAAUGUUUACUGUAAAUACCUACAGAAGUGGCAAGUACGCACGUUUUGUUGACAAAUUGUUCAUAGUUAAAAUAACCACAGAAAAAGCCUGAAAUUACAGGGCAAAAAAGUGUUACUGAAAGUUACGCAACAAAUAAUUCAGAAACGUUUUGAUUGAAAAAAACUACAAAUGUAACUUAAAUCCAGAAGUCACGUGACCAUGAGUCCUUGUUUGAGCUUUACUCAAAGAUAAAUACAUCAACGUUUCGGUUAAAAAACAAUGGAAAUGGCGUUAAUCAAGAACAGGAGUCACGUGAACUAUUAGACCUAGGUUUGAGUUGGAAAUGUUACUCGAAUCUACGCGACGUUUGGGUUGAAAAAACGAUGUUACGUGACAAAAAAGUUUACGUUUUUUUAAUGGAGUCUACCUAAGUACUGCAUGUGAAAAAUAAGUUAACCGUACGAAAUGUACGUGAUAAAUAAAUCUGGUUUCAAACUUUAAAAAAAUAGUUACUGAAAGUUACGCGACAAAUAAUUCGGAAACUUUUGAUUGGAUAAAACUACGAAGGUGACUUAACUCCAGAAGUCACAUGACCAUGAGCCCUUGUUUAGGCUUUACUCUUGUCCCAAAGUUACGAGAUAAAUACAUCAACGUUUCGGUUAAAAAAACAACGGAAAUGGCGUUAAUUAAGUACGGAAGUCACGUGACAAAUUAGUCGUUGGUUUGAGUUAGAGUUACUACGGAGGAAAUGUUACUCGAAGCUACGUGACGUUUGGAUUUAAAACGGUUAACGUUUUUUUUUUUAUGAAGGAGUCUGCCUACGUUUUGCACGUGAAAUAUAAGUCAACAGUUUGGGAUACUACGAUAUUUACGUGACAAAUAAAUCUGGUUUCACACUUUUAAAAAAGAGUGACUGAAAGUUACGCGACACAUAAUUCAGAAUCGUUUUGAUUGGAUAAAACUACGAAGGUGACUUAAAUGCAGCAGAAGUCACGUGACCAUGAGUCCUUGUUUGGGUUAAAAUAACUAUGAAAGAAGCUUUACUCAUGUCCCAAAGUUACAAGAUAAAUAUAUCAAUGUUACGGUUAAAAAAACAAUGAAAUGGCGUUAAAUUAAGUACUGAAGUCACCUGACCAAUUAGUCGUUUGAGUUAGAGUAACUAUGCAGGAAAUGUUACUUGAAGCUACAUGACGUUUGGGUUAAAGUAGCUAUGAAACCUCUACUCAUGCAUCAAAUGGCGUUAAUUAAGUACGGAAGUCACAUGACCAAUUAGUCGUAGGUUUGAGUUGGAAAUGUCAUUCGAAGUUACUUGACGUUUGGGUUGAAAGUUACAUGACCAAAAAGUUGACUUAUUUUGUUAUUCUUUUUAUUUUUUUAAGUACUCCACGUGAACAAUAAGUCAACAGUUUGGGAUAAAACAUAUUACGAAAUGUACGUGACAAAUAAAUCUGGUUUCACAUGAACUGUCUUCUGGUUCACGGUUACAUAAAAAGUACUUAAGCUGUAAAUACACAGAUAACGUUCCACAGGUAUCUGACCUGUGAGAAACAGCUCAACCUGAAUCUGAAGCUCUCCUGGUUCUAAAGGGUUUCAUUCGCUGUGAGUAUCGUCUGUGUUCAGGUUUUCUACAUCCAUGAUCUGGUCAAACCGUGGUCUUAUUACUGUGUAACGUGAUGUCGCUCUGUGCCAGUCUGCUUUAACCUCUCACAAACCUCACGUUUACUUCAGAAGCUCUGAAUCAAACCGUGCUUUAUCUCUGGAGGUCGUUACAGAUGAGAACAGACAUUUAGGGGCUUUGACUCAAACAGUAAACAAGCCUCAGGUCAACACCGUGUCUUUAAGACCAACAUCUGCUCUCUGUGGAAGUGCCUGCUCUCAUGCCGGAAAUAACUAUACUGUUUUAUUUAUGUCUUCUUCUUCUUCUUCCUCCUCUUCUUCUUGUUCUUCUCUCUCUCUCUUUCUUUCUGUCUGCUUCUGGAUGUCGCGCUUGUCUUUAUUUGCAUCUUCAUGGAUCUUCUAUGAUGUUGUGAAAUAGGUGGUUUAAAAACAAUAAAGAAUAA
Trematomus bernacchii (emerald rockcod) is the source of this 5027-nucleotide messenger RNA. RefSeq names its product neuronal pentraxin receptor b (gene nptxrb). The transcript is spliced from 6 exons. Lineage: Eukaryota; Metazoa; Chordata; Actinopteri; Perciformes; Nototheniidae. The record is from RefSeq and is a predicted model, not a curated record. The coding region runs from base 156 to 1847 and encodes 563 amino acids.